Trypanosoma brucei brucei TREU927 is the source of this 969-nucleotide messenger RNA. Its product is annotated as chaperone protein DnaJ. The record is from RefSeq and is a predicted model, not a curated record. The transcript has a single exon. The coding region runs from base 1 to 969 and encodes 322 amino acids. Lineage: Eukaryota; Euglenozoa; Kinetoplastea; Trypanosomatida; Trypanosomatidae.
AUGGAUGACACUCGCAUCAAUUGGAUUCUCGAGAACCGCAGCAAGUACUACGAGGUGUUGCAAGUUCCCAAAGAUGCGGAUGAGAGAACCAUUCGACGCAGCUACCAUAGUUUAGUUCUUCAGCUUCAUCCCGAUAAGAACCCAAAUAACCCGAGGGCAAGAGAGGCAUUCUGCGCCGUCGCCCGCUCUUACGAAGUGUUAAUGGAUGGGAAAUUGAGAUAUGUUUACGAUACCCAUGGUGAAGAGGUUUUAAAUAGGUGGGAAUCAUCGGAGCUGUUCUCAUUGUCAGAAGUCGCACUCCGUCUCGUGCACUGCGCGUCAGCUAAGGUGCUUUACCACGCAGCGUGCCGCAUUCAUGCCACCGAAACUCUCUGUGAAAAAUUUUCAUGGACGGAGCCAUUUUUGCCGCAGGGGCAUAACGACAUGUUUGAGAUAAGAUUUAAGGUGAAGCGCAGGGCGUCUAGGCGGCUUGGCGAAAGAAAUUUUCUAGUGGUUCUGCUCAUGUUUAUACUUGCCACACUAAAGACCCCUGUAUUGGACGCGUGGGAAAGGUAUGGAAGAAUAGAAGGGACUGGUGGGAAUACUUACAGUAGUUUGGCUGGUAGCGGUCGUGAUGGAGACGUCGGCGCCACAUUUGUUUACAGUGCGGCAACAGAAGGUGGAGUGAAGGGCGUUACCGUCUGGCGGCCCUCAACAGUGAGUGAGGCGAUAGCCCGGAAGCUUGUGCAGCAGUGGAUUGAGAAGGUGUGUCCUGUGGAGUUACUCUUAGCUUGGGCGUCGCGAGAGCGCUACGAGGUGACCGCUACGAUUCGUGUGCGGAGGGGGCUAAAAGCUGUGAAGGCCCCUGAUCGCUCCGCGAAGAGGAAGUGGCCACGCAAGUUGUGGAGUCCGAAGUUCAAUGACACGUUUUCCGUGACAUCGGCGGAUCAGCUGUUCGUUUCCUCUCCACUUUGUGUUUUAACUGAUUGA